This is a messenger RNA of Manis pentadactyla (Chinese pangolin), 2740 nucleotides long. It is a transcript of the gene PLEK, whose product is annotated as pleckstrin. NCBI's taxonomy places the organism in Eukaryota, Metazoa, Chordata, Mammalia, Pholidota, Manidae. The coding region runs from base 91 to 1143 and encodes 350 amino acids. Gene Ontology annotation, biological process: intracellular signal transduction; actin cytoskeleton organization. Gene Ontology annotation, cellular component: plasma membrane. The transcript is spliced from 9 exons. The record is from RefSeq and is a predicted model, not a curated record.
AGCCCACAACUGUCUCAGUUCUCAGAGGACGCUGAGCUUCUGGGAGGACUUGUCUGAGAGUGGAGUUGGCUGGCUGUUUGUCCAUCCAACAUGGAACCAAAGCGGAUCAGAGAAGGCUACCUUGUGAAGAGGGGGAGCAUAUUCAACACUUGGAAACCCAUGUGGGUUGUACUGUUAGAAGAUGGCAUUGAAUUCUACAAGAAGAAAAGUGACAACAGCCCCAAAGGGAUGAUUCCCCUGAAAGGAAGCACACUGACCAGCCCUUGUCAGGACUUUGGCAAAAGGAUGUUUGUGUUUAAGAUCACUACGGCCAAACAGCAGGACCAGUUCUUCCAGGCAGCCUUCCUGGAAGAGAGAGAUGCCUGGGUUCGGGACAUCAAGAAAGCCAUUAAGUGCAUUGAAGGAGGCCAGAAGUUUGCAAGGAAAUCCACCAGGAGGUCCAUCCGACUGCCGGAAACCAUUGACUUAGGGGCUUUGUAUUUGUCCAUGAAAGACACUGAAAAAGGAGUCAGAGAACUGAACCUCGAGAAGGACAAGAAGAUUUUUAAUCACUGUUUCACAGGUAACUGUGCCAUUGACUGGCUGGUGUCCAACCAGUCUGUUCGGAAUCGCCAGGAAGGCCUCAUGAUUGCCUCCUCGCUGCUGAAUGAAGGGUACCUGCAGCCUGCUGGAGACAUAUCCAAGAACGCGGCAGACAGGGCUGCUGAGAACCCUUUCCUGGACAACGCCGAUGCCUUCUACUACUUUCCAGACAGUGGGUUCUUCUGUGAAGAGAACUCCAGUGAUGAUGAUGUGAUUCUAAAAGAAGAAUUCAGAGGGGUCAUUAUUAAGCAGGGAUGUUUACUGAAGCAGGGGCAUAGGAGGAAAAACUGGAAAGUGAGAAAGUUCAUUCUGAGAGAAGACCCUGCGUAUCUGCACUACUAUGACCCUGCUGGGGGGGAAGAUCCCCUGGGAGCCAUCCGCUUGAGAGGCUGUGUGGUGACUUCAGUGGAGAGCAACCUAGAUGGCAGGAAGACUGAAGACGAGAACCUCUUUGAGAUCAUCACAGCUGAUGAAGUUCAUUAUUUCUUGCAAGCGGCCACUCCCAAGGAGCGCAUUGAGUGGAUCAAGGCCAUUCAGGUGGCCUCCCGGACUGGGAAGUGAGGACACACCUGCAGGUCAUCACCCUCCUGAGGGAAGCCCACAGAUAAGCUCUGUCCAGAACCUGUCCCCUUCUGGUGACAAGUCAACAAAAAAGGGCCCGGGGGUGGGAAAUUGUCAUCUGCAGAGGUUCUGAAUGUACCUAACCACAUGCCAUGUGAUGUUUACUGCACCGACCACAUUGCUCACUGAAGCCUUUCUGCCACUCUCCAUGCCCCUCAAGCAGAUAUAACAAGCUAUGUGACCUGGGUACUUGGCUUAAUCUCUCCAGACCUCAGGUUCCUUUUCUGGAAAAUGAAUGAGUUGAACUAGGAGACCCCUGAGGUCUUCCCUAGCUUAAAAACUGAAAGCCUUUGAUUCUAAAACCCAUGCCAUCAAAGUGUCUCUCUCUAUUCAUCCAGCUGGUGGCUAAGUCUUGGACCUCAGAACCUGAGCCAACUCUUCCCUUUGAAACUGUUUCCACUCUGUACUAAGAGUAUGAGGGAUAAACCUCUUUUCCUGUUCACCACCUUCCCUUGCUCUUGGCCCUGAGAUGGUGUGUCAAAGCGAAGGGUAACCCCCUCCCUCCUCACUCUGCCCAGCAGUUUCCUGGGAGCCGGGCGCUGUGCUGGUGGCUUAUAGGUGGAAGCUUCCCAUGACUUAGUACAUCCUGGGACUUACGUUAUCCAAGAAAAAGACCUGAGGAAGGCAGGAAUGGCAGAAGGUCUUUUCCAUGUCCUGAAACCACCCACAGCACGUGUCACUUCUACUUGGGGCUGAUCUGAGAAGGCUUUUUUGUCCCUUUCUGGAGCAUUUCUCUACCAUUGAUUAAAAUGAGGAGGGGGAACUCCAAGUCUUCAAGAUUCUGUUUCAUUUGAAUGUUCUCAGAUAAAAGUGGCUAGAUGGAUUUGCACCUUGGGCUCUCUACAUGGGUGAGGAGCCUGGGCAGCUGCCUAGCUAAUGUGUCCCCACGGCUCCAGAGGUCACCAGGGCUGUAACCACAGGCUGGCAGAUGGGAUGAUUGGUUUAUACAAAGACAGCACUGGAAUGACUUAAAUGUACACCAGCCUCCUGGAGGAGGCUGUCAACAUUGUGCAGCACCUUCAGUUCUAUAGUUACUGAUACUGUGGUUGUGCCUGAGUGUUAAGCCCAGGCUAGAGCAGCUCCGCUUGGCUUUCCAGGGACCUCAUGAACCCAUUAUCAACCAGAGCCAUCUGCCCUACAUUCAGAUUCGGUACCUGUUUCCAAUUUUUGACUCUGUCCACUAACUAGUGAUUCUAAUACAAAAUUGAGAAAGAAACGGAUGUGUGUGAAGGUGUAUUUUCUAACUUCAGAUUUUCAAUUUUAAGUUUCCCAGUGAGGAAAGGAGGCUAGAAAAUUCUUCCUGCUUUCAUCAACUCUUCUCUUUCCCUUCCCCAAUUCCACAUGAUAUCCACGAGGCUAUUCCUACUCUCAGAUUACUUUACCAAUGGCCUACAGGUAAAAGGCCACCUGCUCUCUGAUUUGUUAGUAAAUUGUCUUCUUGGAACAUGCAUAGUAGGUUUUCUACAUUCAGUGUUUAAAGUAUUUAUUAAUGUGGAGUCAACUCUGUUUUGAAAUAAACAUGACCUUGUUUACUGUC